This is a messenger RNA of Solanum tuberosum (potato), 755 nucleotides long. Its product is annotated as 17.8 kDa class I heat shock protein. The transcript has a single exon. The record is from RefSeq and is a predicted model, not a curated record. The coding region runs from base 103 to 567 and encodes 154 amino acids. NCBI's taxonomy places the organism in Eukaryota, Viridiplantae, Streptophyta, Magnoliopsida, Solanales, Solanaceae.
CAGCUCCUAUAAUGAAGCUAUAAAUAACUACCACCUCCUCUUCCAUCAAUCAUCAAAAUUGAAAGCAAGCAAGUAAAAAAGUUCUCAAAAAACUCACUGAAAAUGUCUCUGAUCCCAAGAAUCUUUGGCGAUCGACGAAGCAGUAGCAUGUUCGAUCCAUUCUCAAUUGACGUGUUUGAUUCAUUCAGGGAAUUAGGCUUCCCAGGUACCAAUUCAGGGGAGACCUCUGCAUUUGCUAACACGCGAAUAGACUGGAAGGAAACUCCAGAGGCUCAUGUGUUCAAGGCCGAUCUUCCAGGGCUUAAGAAGGAGGAAGUAAAAGUGGAAGUCGAAGAAGAUAGGGUUCUUCAAAUCAGCGGAGAGAGGAACGUGGAGAAAGAAGAUAAGAAUGAUAAGUGGCAUCGCGUGGAGCGAAGCAGCGGGAAAUUCAUGAGGAGAUUUAGACUUCCGGAGAAUGCAAAGAUGGAUCAAGUUAAGGCUUCUAUGGAGAAUGGAGUGCUUACUGUAACUGUUCCAAAGGAAGAGGUGAAGAAACCUGAGGUCAAGUCCAUUGACAUCUCUGGUUAAACGCUUUGGCUGGGAUUAAACUUGUAGUAUUAAGUAAAGUGUGUACUGUUGAAGAUUUUCAGUUUUUUUAUUUUCUGCCUGUGUCUUAUGCUGAGUCGUUUUCCUAGUUUGUUAUGACCUGUGUGAUGUAUUUCCCUUGAGUACUCUAUAUGUGAAAAUAUGUAUUACUAGUAGUAUUUCUGGUGCCA